Molecule: messenger RNA, 441 nt
Organism: Capsicum annuum
Lineage: Eukaryota; Viridiplantae; Streptophyta; Magnoliopsida; Solanales; Solanaceae
Product: chaperonin 60 subunit beta 4, chloroplastic-like
Exons: 4
Coding region: 1-441 (146 amino acids)
Biological process (GO): protein refolding
Cellular component (GO): chloroplast stroma
Molecular function (GO): ATP-dependent protein folding chaperone
Source: RefSeq, a predicted model, not a curated record
AUGAUUAGGAAGAAACUCAGGGGUGUCCUAAAGGUAGCUGCAAUAAAAGCUCCAUCUUUCGAGGAGCGCAAGAGUCAUUGCUUAGAUGACAUCUCUAUCUUGACUGGAGGAACUGUGAUCAGAGAUGACAUGGGAUUGACUCUUGAAAAUGCCCUCAAGGACUUGUUGGGCAGUACUUCAAAGGUGGUCAUUACUAAGGACUCUACACUGAUAGUUAUUGAUGGAAGUACUCGAAUGACUGUUUCAAAGAGGGUUACUCAGAUACAAAAUCUUGUUGAGAACACAGAAGAAAAAUUCCAAAAGACAAUCUUGAAUGAAACAAUUGUGAGAUUAUCCAGUGGAAUUGGCAUCAUUCAGCCAAGUGAUGCGGCUAGUGGACCCAUUUUGCCCAUGGAUGCAAGGAGAUCACGUGAUGAUAAUGAUCCUACUGACAUUUUUUGA